This is a messenger RNA of Wasmannia auropunctata (little fire ant), 3967 nucleotides long. It is a transcript of the gene Akap200, whose product is annotated as brain acid soluble protein 1. Bases 618 to 1706 code for a protein of 362 amino acids. Lineage: Eukaryota; Metazoa; Arthropoda; Insecta; Hymenoptera; Formicidae. The record is from RefSeq and is a predicted model, not a curated record. The transcript has 8 exons.
GAGAGAGAGAGAAGUAGUGAGGGAGAGGGAACCAGCUCGUUGGUGCGAGCGAGCAACGCGUUGGUGACAGAAAGACGGACAGACGGACCGACAGACGGACGCGGCUUCCCCUCCGCUCCGCUUCGCGUUCACCGCCAGUUGGUCGCGCGUUACCGAGCCAAGUGGAUGUGUCCGCGAUCGUGCUCCCGCUGAAAAAAAAAGGUUCUCCAUCGUCACGCCGUACGAGUGUGAAAGAGAGAGGGUGAGAGAGCGAGAGAGGAGAGGAGUCUUUCUUCCUACGCAUGUUGUACUCGUGAUAAAACACGAACGUCCCAUCCCGUCCGUUGUAUCGGUACACCCGUGAACCUGUGAGAGACGCCGUUACAUUGUGCCGCCGGACGUGCGUCCCGGUGAAACUCCGAUUUCGUCGAGAAAGGAUUACAAGGUGCAUCACGAAGUGUGCGUUCGCCGGCAACGUGUAUAUAUUUAUACAUAACGUCGCAGCAAGGGAAAAUUAUUUCUGAGACCGCGGCGCUUUUACUGCCGACAUUCGAGAGGACGGUUUAGCCUGGACACCACCUGGUACCCAGAAAGCGAGUGAGACAAAGACAGGUGGCACGACAAGGUAAGAAGCAACCAUGGGAGCGAGACAGAGCAAGAGGUCCGUGGACAUAACGACGACGCCGAAGAAGGAGGGAAUACCCGCCGAGGGAGGCGUCGUUGGCGACGCGGCUGCACCUGGCGACGGUAAGCUGGAGAGGAUCGAGGAGGCCGACACGAAGCCCACCACUAACGGCAUAGCACCGCACACGGAUUCCGCCGAGGAUAAAGACAAGGAUAAGGAUGAGGCUACCGAAAAGGACAAGGAGCAACAGCCGCAGCAAGAAGAAGUAAAAACUGAGGAGACGAAGCAAGAAUCGUCUGGGGACUCUCCUGCGGAGGUUGCGGAGGUCACGACGCCCACAGAGGCCACCCCUGCCAGUCCGAACACUGCCACUUCUCCAGACAAUAAGGAAACUAAAAAGAAAGAAAAGAAGAAAAAGUGGUCCUUCAGGUCGAUCAGCUUCAGCAAGAAGGACAAGACUAAGCCGAGCCGCGACGAAACGCCCAAGAAUGGAGACGUCACCAAGGAGGAGCCGCUCGCAGAGGGUGGCGAAGACGCAGAGAAUGCAACGGCCUCCGCGAGCAGUCCAGUGGAGGAGAAGUCGGCAGCGAGCAGUCCAUCGGCGGACGAGCAGGUAGCCGCGCCGGCAGCAGCAGCCACAGCCGAGCCGAAGGAAGAGGCUGUCGUAGCAGCGUCGCCAGCAGCCGUGGCCGCUAGUCCGGUCGAAGAAAAGAAGGAACCCACUCCCUCCGCCCCCACUCCCGUCCCGUCCGUCGAGGAUAAGAAAGAGGAGGCGAUCGAAAAAGUCGAGGCCGAGAAAAAAGCAGUCGAGAAGGCUCCGGAAGUCGAGGCACCGGUAGAAAACAACGUUGCCCACGAUGUCAGCACGACGGAGAGCGCCGAUGAGGCUCCCAAAGUUGCACCACCGGCCAUCCCGAUUGAAGUACCCGCCUCCCCGCCAACAGCACCGGCUAUCACUGAGGACGUCGCCUCGGUCACCAAGGCCAUCGAGGAGAUCGACAUAAGUGAUAAAGCAGUCGCGGCGGCAGUGAACGAAGCUAUCGAAUGCAACACGAACGAAAUCAUCGCUGAUGCGCACCACCAAAACAACAUAAAUGAAUAAGCGCCACUAAUCGAAUUGUAUUUUGGAAAGAAGAAAGUUCUUUUCUCUCGUUAAAACCAAAAAAGUAUAUUAUAUAGAUAUGUAUAUUUGGACCAUUCCUGCAACAGAAAAUAACGUUCUUUCGUUACGAGCAGCAAAAGGGGAAAACGGGGCGACGACGACGACACCGCGGCACAUCGCGAGAGCAUAUAGACUAUAGUAGGCCUAUUAAUUAUUAAAUGGUGUUUGGACAGCAGGGGAAAAUACAUGCGUGAAAGUCUAUGAUCGUUUAUUUAAGAACUAUUUACGGUCACGAGGUCAUAUCGCGUGAACAUAUGAUUUAGGUGGGGCACACAUAACAUUGUGCUCGUGCACGGUCUCUUUCACGGAUUGAACGAUUGUUCGUUUCAUUCCUUGUGGCGCGCGCAAAGGGCUUCAAAAGCGCCGAAAUACUUUCGGGCUGUGCCCGACCGCGGGUUACAACGAUCGUCCCUGCUGUGUAGAAAUUUUUAAAGUAUCAUUAACUGUUACUGAGGUAAAGUCUAAUGCUCGAACAUCGCGCGACGGACAAAAGCGAUAAAAGCGAUUAAGAUCGUCAGGACGAUAAGGGCGAGGAUCGUACGUCGCGCAUUCCAAAGGAAAUACUCAUUGGAUGGCGCCCUCCCGUAAUUACAUAACUAUUGUACUCUAUGAGAGCGAAAGAGUGUGAACGAGAAUGAAAGGGAGAUAGCAAGAAAGAGAGAGCAUGAGAGAGAAUGUGAGAGAGAGAGAGAGAAAAAGAGAGCCGAAAUAUAGAGGAGGAAAUCGAGAGGGCAGGCUGUGUGUGAUAUAGCGAUUGACGGUGUGAAAGGGGAAAGAGAAUGAUAGCGCGCGAAACGAAAGAGAGAGAGAGAGAGAAAGAGAGAGUUGGGGGAUGCGUCUUCGCCACGGUGAGAACAGGAAAAAGAUGGAAAUACGCGAGCGAGAAAACUGGAGGAAAGGAAGCGGAAGAAGAUUAUAUAGCGACACGCGAUGGAGUUUCGCACGAUUAAAAAAAAAAAAGAAGCACCUACAUCGGCGACUUCGAGGGCACCCGGCAUAUUUGUUUCGCUCGUAUUUCCUUCGCGGUCCUUAGUUUUCCUUUUUCCGUUUACAUCUGUACAAUCGAGACGUUUUACGUUGUAACGAGGAACUGCACAUUUUUAACUAAUAAUUUUGAUAGGCGCGCGCGCGCACAAUGGCGCUUGCGAGAACACACGAGGAAACACAUUACACACCGACACACGCAAAUGAGAACAUUUUACACCGUAUACGUAUAUACGUACCAUGGAACAUACGAGAUAAAGUAUAUACAGUAAGUCGAGAAAAAAAAAACGAGAUGUAAGUGAUAUAUUAAUCUAGACUAUAGAGAGAAUGCGUUUGUGUAAAUUCGGCGUUUGUUCGAAACAUUGCUACUUCUCCAUACGAGAGAAAAACACGACGAGCCUAUCGUAAUUUUUAUGAUAAUCAUUAAAAAAGUAUCGCCUAAUUACAAUUUACGAGACAUGCACAAUUUACCACCCCCGGAACGAUACCUUUGUCAGGUUUUUCAUACGAUGUUUCUACGUUUCUACGUUUAUACGGAUCUCCAGAGGUAAAAGAGAGGAGUAAUUAUCUUACGAAGAAGCUUUUUUUUCUAUCAAGAUCGCGUAGCAUAGAUCAUAAAGUUGUAAACGAGAAGCGCAUUAUACACGUGUGAGACGCUCCGAUAUCCGGUAAUAUCGCCGAGCGAUAGAGUGGACAAGGAACGAGUUGUCUUCACUCGUGUCCGUAACCGGCAUUAAUUUUUAAGUGGUUACAUACAUAUUUACGUGUAAGGGCGGGAAAGAAGUAAAGUUAAAAGUUGUAUAGUAAAACCAUUUCAUUAAAUAUAUCUGUCCGUAAAAAAAAAAAAAAGAUCUUUACAACGAAAAGAAUAAAAAAAAAAGGGAUUCAUCGUCCUCUUAUUGGGACGACACGUUUUUUUGGCGACGAGAAUAAACUUUUUAUCGAAAUUCUUCAGCGAGCGAAUCGAGACUGAUAAAUACCACGUGCACCACCCGUACCACUGUCUAGUGAUUGUUAUCACUCUGAGGCACCCGUCGAGGCCAAUCCUCGCUCGUUUAUUUAUUUUGCGCCGGAGACUAUAAAAUUGUGAAAUGAGAUCCUUGAAUCGACCGCCUCAGACGCGAAAGUACAGUCUCCAGUAUCUUCGAUCAGCAAUUAUAAUAGUAACUAUUCUACAUUUAUCUAUAACCUAUAAUAAACUGUGAAACAAAGUGUAA